GCGCUCACCCCCAACCUCAGCACAAUCGAAACGCGCUCAAUCUGUUCAAUCCGAUCGGAGAUACAAACCCUAAUCCCCAAAUCCCCUCCCCUCGCCAUCCUCGCCGACAUCGCCGAUGACGAGAUCAUGGGUAUUCCCCUCGUCCACCCACCCCCCCUUCCCUGCCGGUUCCCGACGCCGCCACCUCCGGUCGAUCCGGAUCAUCACCAGAGAUGGUUCAGCUCGACACAAAGGCGUACAUCACGGAUGAUCGGAGCAACGGGACAACCGCUACGGCCUCCACGCGCGAAGCCCAUGUCGUGAAGGUAUCCUUCUGGCUUGCCAAUCCCCCGACUGUCUCCCACCUGUGCGUCCACUGCCCCGGCCUGAAGGUUACUGACUUCGUCGCCGAGCCCGCCGUCGUCUGCUCGGAGAAAAACAUCGCCAUCCUCCUCAUCUCAUUCUCUUUCCCACCCAGCAACGAUCCGGAUGAGUUGGGGUUCAGCGACUUCUUCGUUUAUAGAGCACACUCCGAGCACCCGUCCCUUGAUCGGCUCCCGAGCCCACAUCUGCGUUUCCUCUAUCCUCAGGAAGUUGGUCUCUUGCCCUGCCUAGGCGACGGCGAUGAUGAAUUUGUCCUGGCCACUCUUUCUUCGCGGCUGAAUCCUCGGGAGUAUGAUCUCCACAUGUACGUGUCCAAGACGGGGAGAUGGAGCACUAAGUUGGUACUGUUGGAGUCACCACCGGCAAACUCCAGGGAUGCUUUGCUUCUUUUUAGAACUGACAAGACGAUCACACUUGAAGGAGGCUCUAUGGCCUGGGUCAAUCUCUGGAGGGGUGCUCUGCUGUGCAAUGUGUUUGACGAGAACCCUGUGGUCCGAUACAUCCGAUUUCCUCGUCCUGCAAACGGCAACAAGGCCAACUCCAAAGAAAAAUGUGCACAACUGUACCGGGAUGUCACCUACACUAACAAUUUGCUCAAGUUUAUUGAGGUUGAACCUUAUAAAAGACCAGAUAUUUGUCAAGGACUGGUACAACCUGAUAUUAAUGUGUUCUCUGACGAAGACUAUGAAGACGAUUUGGACACCACUGCCACCCGCACUUGGUAUGGCUGGAAAGCUUCCAUAUGGAGCAGGAAGGCUUCUUCGACAAGUUGGUAUAGGGGUUUCACGGUUGAUGUUGAUGAAAUCGUGAUAAGUGAUCCAACACACUCUGACUUGUUGCCUGAGCUGACGGUUGGAUACCCUGGAAAAUCAACAUUGCAGAAUCGGGUAACUUCUUCUCCCAUUUUGAGAAUCCAAGGUGAUGAUGUUGUUUACCUGAUGUCUAAGGUGAACUUUGAGGAUGAGGAAACAUGGGUGAUUGGUGUUGAUAUAAAAACAAAGAAUCUACGAGGAGUGGCCUCGUUUUCUACUGACAGAUCCGUCUAUUCCAGUCCCGCAUACCUUCCCUGUUCACUCUCGGGAUAUUUGGACAUGACUUCAAAUAGUUCUGACGGUGGUUGCAAUACACAUGGAAGAAAUGACUUGAUGAAUAUUGGAAAUGGUACAACAAUUGUUGUGAGUGGGCUAGACGCCUGUAUUACCGAGGAUGAUUGAAGGCAAGUUUUUGAACCGUUUGGAGAAGUUCAAUAUGUGAAGAUUUUCGGGCAGAAUGUUCGUCCAUCGUGGGGCUGCAAUACUCUUGAACAGCCACACCAGCAUGAUGUCAACCAGUGGAAUGGAGACAGCUGCUGUGAUCAUUGGCACCGCUAUGGUGCUCAGCGAUACAGUUCUCCUACUGUGGAAGACCUUGAUGUGCAAUCAUAUGGCACAAGCCCAUACUAUAGCAACAACCAGGAACAACCGCUAGCACGGCAAAAUAUCAGCCAGUGGAAUGGAGCCAGCCAUCAAUUCUAUACUCAGGCCUAUGGUCGAUGCCAAUUCAGGCCUGAAUGCCAAUACUGUUCGCCUACCAUUCAGAAUCCAAAUGUGUAUGCACAUUGCACGUACCCAGCAGGUUAUGGCAAUCAUCAGCAGCAGCAGCUACCACCUGUGCAGCACAGCUACCACCAAAGCAAUGUGUCAGAAAAGGCCAAGGUCAACAAUCACCGAUGGAGACAAGGCGAUGAUCAGGGCUCUUAGGCAAGUGGUUCCAAUUGUGAAACAUUGUAUCUGUUCGUGGCGUGUUGAGAGAAAUAUUAAGAAGCACUUGUAUUGAAAUGCUUGAAAGAGUUUAGAUCACUGAUGUACGUAUUAUGCUAAUUCUAGUGCUAAUUUUGAGGACAGGAAAUACCAGACACCAAUCCUCCAACUCCAAGCAAGUCAUGAGCGGGAACAAAUUUGUAAUUACGCAUCAAGACAGAAACCAAGCAUAGCUCUGACUUGGAAGUAAUGAUCACGAUCAAUUGUGUGCUUAA
Brachypodium distachyon (stiff brome) is the source of this 2377-nucleotide messenger RNA. RefSeq lists its product as uncharacterized. NCBI's taxonomy places the organism in Eukaryota, Viridiplantae, Streptophyta, Magnoliopsida, Poales, Poaceae. The transcript is spliced from 4 exons. Bases 213 to 1577 code for a protein of 454 amino acids. The record is from RefSeq and is a predicted model, not a curated record.